This is a messenger RNA of Penicillium maclennaniae, 1911 nucleotides long. RefSeq lists its product as uncharacterized. Gene Ontology annotation, molecular function: oxidoreductase activity. The record is from RefSeq and is a predicted model, not a curated record. The coding region runs from base 1 to 1911 and encodes 636 amino acids. The transcript has 2 exons. Lineage: Eukaryota; Fungi; Ascomycota; Eurotiomycetes; Eurotiales; Aspergillaceae.
AUGGCCACAACAGCGCUACACGGGUGGCACCCCGGUGAGCUCACGAUCCAGCGAAAGCUCGGGUUCGCCAAUGCUGCCACGGAUGGCUGGUCACGUAUCAGCAACUUCAUGCCUGAGCAGCAUCGCCUAUUUCACACUUCCAAUCUCCCCUUCAUCCCCAUUGCAACCCUCGAUGAAGAAGGCCGGCCGUGGGCAUCUAUUGUUGCGGGGUCAACGGGUGAAUCUGGCUUCGUUGAAAGUCCUGACCCGCGAACUCUGACUUUUCAUACUCGGCUAUGGGAAGGUGACCCGCUCUUAGACACAGCCAGAGCAUGGGUCGAUCAGAACGGGCGAAAGGCCACUCGCGAGAGAUUCCUCACUGCAGGUCUGGGAAUUGAAUUCUCAACGCGACGACGAAAUAAGUUUGCGGGGUCUAUACGAGGUGUAAGACGCUGGUCGGAUGCCGAUUACCAGGUUGAUGUAGAAGUCACCGAGGCGAUAGGGAAUUGCCCAAAGUACAUCAACAUUCGCAAGCUCGUGCCCCAUCCGCAUACGCGACCUGAACUUGUCUACCAGCGACAGCAUCUGACACCGCAGCAACGCCUUCCAGACGAGGUGAUUCAAUUCAUCAUCGAUGCCGAUACCAUCUUCAUCGGGUCUAUCUUUAAAUCAAAUGCGCCGGAGUUUCCUUCGCACGCAGGCAUGAAUGCCCGAAGUGGUUUACCAGGUUUCAUUCGCGUCAGCCCCUCUGAUGGUCGCACAGUGGUGAUUCCAGAUUACUCAGGGAACCGAUUUGUUUCUAGUCUGGGAAAUAUCGAGUCUAGUGGGGUGGUUGGCUUGACUAUCGUGUCUUUCACGACAGGUGAUAUCCUCUACCUGACAGGCACUGCCGAGAACAUGGUGGGACCACCCGCGCUCAAAAUCAUGGCUAGGCAUGCCAGCAUCACAUCGAUGAAUGUUACAGGUUUCACCUUUGUUCGGGAUGCGCUGCCCGUCCGACAGCAGAUUGGCACGUCCGUUGAGCGCAGUCCGUACAGCCCGAAAGUCAAGUACCUGGUAGAAGAGGCGGAGUCACAAAUGGACGGCGCUCAACAACAUAAAGCCCAGCUUCAAGGAGCGGUACAGCUUUCUUCCGACCUUGCUGUCUUCAAAUUCAAAGUCAGCUCAGCUGCCGGUGCCAGUGAUCUGAAGAUCCGCCCUGGGCAAGCUAUCGUACUGGAUUUUAUGGACUGGAUUGGGCCACCUAAGUACCAACACAUGGCGAACUCGGCCCCUUCGUCGAUCAAUGACGAUCGAGUUCGUACUUGGACCGUGUCAAGUGCUCAUGAAGACGGAAAGACGACCUGGUUUGAAUUGACCAUGCGCAAGGUGAAAGGAGGUGCAGUCACGGGUGCUUUGUUCGAUCUCCUGAGGCAAGAUCCUUCCAACAAAAUAGGUCAACCGGUUUCUUUCAAUACCCCGGUGACUGCAGACAUUGUUGGCGUCACGGGAGACUUUUGCAUGGGUCAGGGCAAGCUCAAUCUUCUCUUGAUAGCGGGCGGGAUUGGGAUAACACCCUUUCUGGCUAUGCUCAAUGCACUAGCUGCACGAGGCUCCAAAGCCAGGAGUGAAGUGAUGCUUGUUCUGGCAACGAGAGAGCCGGAUAUCAUGAUCAACUUGAUGAAACCAGCGCUUGACAAGAUGCCCCCGACGGUCAACAUCAAGAUUGCCAUGUUCGGCCAUGCCUCGGACUUUGACACAACUUGUCUCAAUUCGCCGGGCCGGGAAAUCUCUAUGCACACGGGUCGUGUUGUCGCAAACUACUGGAAAGGCUUACCAUUGGAUAAGGAGGUGUUUAUUUGUGGACCCAAUGGAUUCGGGGACUCGGUUACUGACGGACUACAAGCCGCCGGUUUCCCGUUAACUCGAAUCCACAGGGAAGGUUUUUAUUGA